CAACCUAAAACUUCACCGCGCUGUUGCCAUGGAGACGGAUCUCAAACACACACACACCACUGACGGUUGCAGCGUAAAUAAAGUCCGACAACUUGAUCCCUAAAAGGAGGAAGAGGAGGAAGAAGAAGAGUAAUCAUGCCGAAGAAAGCCAAGAAAGGUGGAGCAGGAAAAGCUGUAGGAAAGACGGAGGAGGAGAGGCUGAUGUUCCUGCAGCAGAGAGCUCAGGCUGAGGAGGAGAUGAACCGGAAGAAGGAGGAGGUCCUCACCCUGUUCCUGAAGGACAAGCUGCAGAAGGAGGAGAGGAACGCGGCGGUGAACCUCCUGAAGCUGAACGAGGGCUGGAGGUCCGUCCUGCGUCAGACUCGAGCCUCCGAGCUGCGGAAAGACCUGACGGUGCUCAGCCAAACGUUUGAGAGGCAGCUGGACGGCCUGGACAGCGUCGUCAAGACCCUGGAGCGCGACCUCCAGGCUGCGGAGCGUCAGUCGGCUCAGGUGCGGCGCGUCCACCUGCAGCACCUGGAGCAGCUGUGGGCGCAGCAGCACCAGCAGCUGGAGGUGGAGCAGCAGCAGUGGGAGAGCGUCCUGCAGCAGCUCACCUCCAGGUUCAGCUCCGACAGGGAGCAGAUGUUGUCAAACGCAAAGCAGAAGCAGGAUGAUCUGAAGGACACGUCGUUCGCUGUGGAGCAGAAACACAAAACAGUGAUGUUGGAAAUCCACAAACUGUACAUCGACAGCAUCGCAGCGUACCACAGCGCUCAUCAAGAGAGGCUGCAGUCUCUGGGCCUGGAGGACGCGGAGCGGCUGGACCAGAUGAAGAGGAAGAACCAGAAGGCGGUGGAGGUGGGCUCUGAGGAGGACAGCCUGCCCUUCCUGCACUGCAUGAAGCAGGGCCUGAAGGACGACGUGAGGAACGUGAAGAGGCUGCAGGAACUGGUCAUCAACCUCCGGGUGCAGUUGACCUCGAGCCGGACGGAGAACGUCUCGGUGGAGAGAGAGCUGACGGAGGCCAGGGAUCAGAUGAGGAGCCAGACUCAGGUGCUGCGGGACUAUCUGACAGCCAAUCAGACGGUGGCGAGGAAACAGCUGACCGAUGUCACCAUGCAGAGCGACCAAGCCGUCAAGAAACUGCAGGCGGUCAUCGCCAGGGGUCAGAAGGUCUUACGAGUGGCUGAAAUGUGUCGUAAGAUGGAGAGCGAGCAGAGGACCAUCUCUUCACUGAUCCCUGCUGAGGAACAGAGGCAGGAGGAGACUGCAGCUGAGGCAGAGGAACCAGGGAAGGAACCAGGGAAGGAACCAGGAAAGGAGAUGUCAGCGCUGUGUCACGUGACGCUGAGCAUGAACACCUCGCUGCUGCAGAGAGAAGCUCUGAGGAGGAACAGAGACGCUCUGAUGGGAGAGAACCAGCAGCUGAGGAUCCUGCUGAGGCAGCACCUGGACGCCAUGACACUCACUGACCACGACCUGGAGGAGGCCCACCCUCUGCUCAGCGUGUACCGCGCCCCCACCACCUCCACACACCCCGAGAACCAGAGGAAACACCCCGACAACGAGCGGAAACACACCGUCGUCGAGGCCGUCCACGCCGCCAAACACGCGCUGUGACAGAGACUGAGAUUAUAUAAAAACUGUUUAUCAAAA
Messenger RNA from Gymnodraco acuticeps, 1638 nucleotides. RefSeq names its product coiled-coil domain containing 65 (gene drc2). Bases 136 to 1602 code for a protein of 488 amino acids. The transcript is spliced from 10 exons. Gene Ontology annotation, biological process: cilium-dependent cell motility; regulation of cilium movement; axonemal dynein complex assembly. NCBI's taxonomy places the organism in Eukaryota, Metazoa, Chordata, Actinopteri, Perciformes, Bathydraconidae. The record is from RefSeq and is a predicted model, not a curated record. Gene Ontology annotation, cellular component: axoneme; axonemal dynein complex.